AUGCCGUUUGACUCCCUGAAUAGCUGUUUGGCUGAUACCAAUACCACCAGCAGCACCAUCACACUCAUCACCCCUAAAUUGCAACAUCAAGCCCAGUCUGAGAGAUUGGCUUACAAGCUGGUUGUGUUGAAAGAUGAGACGAAGAACAUGAAUAUUCAUGGGCAAACGUGCACUGUGUGUUUAGAGGACUUCAGAAUAAAAGAUGAACUUGUGACGUUGCCAUGCCAACACGGCUUUCACGAAAGAUGUCUGUUAAAGUGGCUGGAGGUGUGCUGCAUAUGUCCCGUGUGCAACAAACCAAUCGGUGCUCCUAUCAACAGUAUAUUGGAUGAACUGGUAUAG
This is a messenger RNA of Neoarius graeffei (lesser salmon catfish), 342 nucleotides long. Its product is annotated as RING finger protein 122. The record is from RefSeq and is a predicted model, not a curated record. The transcript has 5 exons. Bases 1 to 342 code for a protein of 113 amino acids. NCBI's taxonomy places the organism in Eukaryota, Metazoa, Chordata, Actinopteri, Siluriformes, Ariidae.